This is a messenger RNA of Sphaeroforma arctica JP610, 253 nucleotides long. RefSeq lists its product as hypothetical. The annotation marks the transcript as partial. The record is from RefSeq and is a predicted model, not a curated record. The transcript has a single exon. Lineage: Eukaryota; Ichthyosporea; Ichthyophonida.
AGCGGGGUCGCCAGUCGGCCCCACGGAUCCCUCACAUGACAAGGACCAUGAGGAGAGUGAUGAUACACCUCAGUCACCAACAGCACCAUCAGAGGAGGGUGAGCGUUUGGAGUUUAUGAUUACAGAUAGUGCGGAUCGGCACGGAGUGGGGUACCAUUCAACACCACCAAGAGUAGGACCAAGGGAUACAGUUCCCUCUAGAUCGUCUAUUUCGCUGCAAGAUUUUGUUCACGUACAACAACGAGCGUCGUAG